AGUCUCCCUUUUUGACGGGUUUUUUAAUUUCAGUAAUUGGAAAUAAAUACAUUUUUUACAACAUUACAAACCCGUCAAAGUUGUCAUUGGAAACAAGAACUAAUAUUUUUUUUGCCAUUACUAACUGAUGAUUCACAAAUAUUGACAACUCAAAAAUAAACUACAAUGGCUGAUUCCCCUGUCAGAUCCAACAUGGACUCGCCAGAUGCCUCUGUCAUGUCAGGAAAGAAAUCCAGACAAGACAACCAAUCACGACAGUCUGGAAGAGUUACAUUUCCUAACUCAGCCAAGUCUAGCUCCAACCAUUCAGUUCUCACUGAUGACGCAGGGGUGACUGGAAACCCUUUCAAGAUGCCUCCAGACAGUGAUAUCUUCUUAAUGAGGGACAAGGAGCGUCAGAGAAAGAAACAGGAUCGUUUGAAACAACGUGACCUGAAAGUUCACGAAAAGACCACGUAUGCAGCAAAAGUCAAUUUUAAAACAGCCCAGAUGAUCAAACCCACAGAUUCAGAUGAUGAAAAAGAGGAGGAAGAUACAGAUAAAGCUGUGGCUGUGAAGGAUGAUCCACAGUUCACAAUUGCUGUCACUAGAGAUCGCCAUGUGGAGAAAGAGUCACUCGCGGAGUACAUUGCCAAAAAGAGGGAAAUGUUUCUAGUCCAGUAUUCCCUGGGUGUGAAGAGAGACGAGACCCAGAAGCUCGAGGAGAUUGCGCAGGCUGAGGAGCGCAAGCUGGAACUCGCAGAGCAGUAUCUGGAGGAGGACGCAGCCAUGUUUGAUGAGUUCUUAAAGGAAAACGACAACAACUCAGUGGAGGCCAUGAGAAUAGCUGAAACAGAAACAAAAGCAAAGUUGGAGAAAGUACAAGAGAUUAAGAGACAAAAUGCAGAAAUGAUGUCCAUAAAGUCAGAAAUCUCCAAGUAUGAAGACCAGCUCAAAGAGUACCAGUUGUACAGAAGUUUUCUGGAGAAUCUUACUCCUCCUGAAAUUAAGAAAGAAAUGGAUGAAAGAAAAGCAAAGAAGCGUGAGGAUCGAAGGAGACUCAGGGAGAGGGAAAGACUGGCACAACGCACGACAUCGGAUCUGGUUCCUGAGAAGCCUGACAGCCGAGGGAGAAAACGUCCUGCAAAAGGGGCUGCAGAACUGGCAAAAAAAGCCUCCGCCUCCAAAAGAACUGGUGAGCAGGAGAGCACGGUUUCCACUGUAACAGAAUCUGAUGAUGACAGUGAUGAGGUCUUCAGCUCUGCUAAAAUGUCAGGUGCGCUGGCCUACCAUAUGUCACUGGAAAACAUGGAGGACCUAGAGCUCCACUUCACAGACCCCCAGCAGCUGCUGAACAUCUUUGCAGAGCUGGAGGAACAGAACCUGUCCCUGAUCCAAAACAGCCAAGAGACAGAGGAGGCCCUCGAGGAGAUGAAACAGACCAUCAAACUCACCAAAGUCAGAAUGGAGAAGGAAACAGCAAUAUUAAAAGAACAGAUAGACAAACUUAAUGCACAGAUCAAAAAAGAAGAAAAGAGAGCAGAAGAAUUAAAAAUCAAAGCCAAAAUGUUUUCAUUUGGAGAAUGGAAGCAAGAGGACCAGGAGAAGAAUUUAGCAGAGCUGAACAAGAAAGUAGAGGAGGUGUACCGCAGCUGUAUUGGGGACAAUGAGGCAAACAUUAGUCUUACAGGAACCACAAUGUCCUCUGCGGAAGACUGGGAAAUUGUUUUGUUUAACACGCUGCAGAUGUUGACCAACAUUGAGAACCGCCUCGAGGAACUCUUCGAGCAAAUUGAGACAAUGCCACAAGACAAGGUUGAGGCAGCAGAAAAGGCUAAGGAGAAGGAGCGUCGUCUGAAGCUGCGAGAGGAGAAGAUUGAGCAGCAGAGGCUACAUCAGGAAGAAAGAGUUCGCAAGGCUCUCGAGAGGGCUAAGGCAGAACCAAAAAAACAGACUGGCAGGAAGUUGGUGUUCCGUUCAGAGCCACCGCGUCACAAAAAGAAGGAGGACGACAGAAACGACCAGCAGAACAAGGAGGAGGAGGAGCUCGCGUACUUCUUCACUUGGUAGCAGACAUUUCCGCAAAAUAUAGGACAAUAUUUGUACCGAGAGACAUAACUUUCAGAUUUUCUGUCCUUAUGUUCCUCUUUGGUUUUGAAAUUCAUAAAAAGGGAUGCAUGUUUUUA
Dreissena polymorpha is the source of this 2165-nucleotide messenger RNA. Its product is annotated as cilia- and flagella-associated protein 100-like. The record is from RefSeq and is a predicted model, not a curated record. Lineage: Eukaryota; Metazoa; Mollusca; Bivalvia; Myida; Dreissenidae. Bases 166 to 2049 code for a protein of 627 amino acids. The transcript has 18 exons.